GGAGAAGAAAAAGCUAUUUAUAGUCUAUGACUUUAUCUACUGAAAUUUGCGAUUGUGACUAGCUAACUAGUGAAGUUAAAAUGGCAAAAAACACAUCAAGUUCCGCUUUCAGGAAAAUUGAUGUAGACCAAUAUUCUGAAGAUAAUUACAAAGAAGAUGAAAUUGAACAAGUUGGUCCUUUAGGACCUGAUGAAAAUGAUGUAAACAACUUACUUCAAAAAGGCAAAUUAGUAGACGCUCUAAAAUUGGUGAUAGGGAAUGCACCAUUGGGAAGUAAGAAUCAACAAAUAAAGGAUAAUGCUUUGAGCCUUACCCUGAAAGUGUUGCUGUCCAUAAAACCCUCACAAAUAGAGGAGGCAGUAAAUUCCUUGGACACAAAUUCAGUUGAUGUUUUAAUGAAAUAUGUGUAUAAAGGUUUUGAAAAUCCAUCAGAAGGAAGUAGUGGCCAUCUGCUUUUGUGGCACGAAAAAGUUUAUAGUGUAGGAGGAGUUGGAUGUAUUAUUAGAGUUUUAUCAGAUACAUGGAGAGUGUAAACUUCAGUAAUAUUUACAUGGCUUAAAAAGUAUUAUUAAACUGAAUUUUAUUUUUUACUUUUUUAUAUAACUUUUAGGCAUUUAUAUUAGAACUGUUGCUGCGUUCUAUUACUAAUUAGUGUUGGUAAUAGUAUGUUAAAACAAAGUGAUAGAAUAUAAUUUUUAAAUAAAUUGCAAUUGG
This is a messenger RNA of Cylas formicarius (sweet potato weevil), 714 nucleotides long. It is a transcript of the gene Arpc5, whose product is annotated as actin-related protein 2/3 complex subunit 5-C. Gene Ontology annotation, cellular component: actin cytoskeleton; Arp2/3 protein complex; cytoplasm. The transcript is spliced from 4 exons. Gene Ontology annotation, molecular function: actin filament binding. Gene Ontology annotation, biological process: regulation of actin filament polymerization; cell migration; Arp2/3 complex-mediated actin nucleation. The record is from RefSeq and is a predicted model, not a curated record. Lineage: Eukaryota; Metazoa; Arthropoda; Insecta; Coleoptera; Brentidae. Bases 81 to 533 code for a protein of 150 amino acids.